Volvox carteri f. nagariensis is the source of this 2863-nucleotide messenger RNA. RefSeq lists its product as uncharacterized. The record is from RefSeq and is a predicted model, not a curated record. Gene Ontology annotation, cellular component: cytoplasm; nucleus. The transcript has 9 exons. Gene Ontology annotation, molecular function: nuclear import signal receptor activity; protein binding. Lineage: Eukaryota; Viridiplantae; Chlorophyta; Chlorophyceae; Chlamydomonadales; Volvocaceae. The coding region runs from base 1 to 1629 and encodes 542 amino acids. Gene Ontology annotation, biological process: NLS-bearing protein import into nucleus.
AUGCUGCGCCCGGAUGCUACCCGCAAGAAAGAGUACAAGAAGGGCAUUGAUGCUGAGGAGGCGCGCCGUAAGCGUGAGGACAAUAUCAUCGCGCUCCGACAGAACAAGCGCGAUGAGAACCUUCAGAAGAAGCGCUCUACCUUUGCGCCGGCCUCUGCGACGGCGAACUUCGGUAUUGAGGACAGUACCAAGAACUCUGUAGGGCGGCACCAACUCGACGAGUUACCUAUGAUGGUGCAUGGUGUCUUCCAUGGAAACACUAGUGAACAGUAUGAUGCAACACAGCGCUUCAGGAAGCUGCUCUCCAUCGAGCGCAACCCACCCAUUGAGGAGGUCAUCAAAACUGGUGUCAUUCCAAAGUUUGUCGAGUUCCUACAGCGUCACGACACGCCCCAGCUGCAGUUUGAGGCAGCUUGGGCUCUGACCAACGUUGCUUCCGGGACAUCGGAGCACACCAAGGUUGUGAUAGACCACAACGCUGUACCAAUCUUUGUGGAGCUUUUGAACUCACCGAAUGACGACGUUCGUGAGCAGGCGGUAUGGGCGCUGGGCAACAUCGCUGGCGACUCUCCUAAGUGCCGCGACUAUGUUCUGAGCCACAAUGCUUUGCCGCCCCUACUGGAGCAGCUGAAGGAGAACAGCAAAAUCUCUAUGCUUCGCAACGCGACGUGGACGCUGUCUAACUUUUGCAGGGGGAAGCCGGCACCAAAUUUCACACUGACUAGGCAGGCUCUUCCGACGCUUGCGCGUCUGAUUCACCACACUGACGAGGAGGUCUUGACUGAUGCGUGCUGGGCUUUGUCAUACCUGUCCGACGGUGACAACGACCGUAUCGACAAAGUCAUCGAGUCGGGAGUGUGUCGUCGCCUGGUUGAGCUCCUGCUGCACAAUUCGCCAGGCGUGCUUGUGCCAGCGCUGCGCACCGUGGGCAAUAUUGUGACCGGCAACGACAUGCAGACACAGGUCAUCAUCAACUGUGGUGCUCUGCCCUGUCUUCAUAAUUUGCUGAUGACAAACCACAAGAAGAGCAUUAAGAAGGAGGCGUGCUGGACAGUCUCCAAUAUUACGGCAGGCACAAAGGACCAGAUUCAGUCUGUGUUUGAUGCAGGCCUCAUUCCGCCGCUCAUCACGCUACUUUCGAAUGCUGAAUUUGACAUUAAGAAGGAGGCGGCAUGGGCAAUUAGCAAUGCAACUUCAGGCGGCACUGCUGACCAGAUCAAGUAUUUGGUUCAGAACAACGCCAUCAAGCCCCUCUGCGAUCUCCUUACUGUCGCGGAUGUUCGCAUCAUUACGGUGGCUUUGGAGGGUCUCGAAAACAUCCUCAAGGUUGGUCAGCAGGAGCGUAACAUACCGGGUGGCAUGGGAGUCAACCCAUUCGCCCAGAUGAUCGAGGAUGCAGACGGCCUGGACAAGAUUGAGCAUCUACAGGACCAUCCCAACGAGGAUCUCUAUGAGAAGGCUGUUCACAUUCUUGAGACGUAUUUCGAUGUGGACGACGGAGAGGACCAGAACCUGGCGCCUGGUGUGAACCCCAGUGGCAAUACCUACUCCUUCGGAGUUGCUCCAUCACAAGGCUUCAGCUUCGGGGAGUCGCAGGCUGGAGCAGCGCCACAGUUUAACUUCCAGUGAAAGGGAAUAUGCAACGUCUAGGGGGUUUGGAUUACCUGCAGGAGGGUCUGCGAUGGAUGUGCAAAUACGUAUGGGCGUUCAGCACGUUAGCAGGAAAUUUGAUGCUGGCAGGUUUGGGGACACAGCUUUCCAGGUGUUGGUCGAAUGCAGCUUUGCCCACUGUUAACCAUGUUAGCUCAUGAAUGGCCGUUCGGGGGAAUUCGUUUGCUUCAAUGCGUCGUCUUCAAUAUUUCUGUUUAGCAUAGUCGCUCUCCUGUCGCCUUUAUGUCUGGUGCCUUGAUGCUAGGCAGCGCAGGGUGCGAGAGUAGCAUUUACUGAAGAACAGUAAGCAGUGUGCGGCUGGUGUUCAGUGUUUAGGUAGUGUGCCGGAAUGCCAGUCUGGUUUCGAGCCUUUUUGAGGGUAAUUGCGCUCAGAUGUUUUGUCUUUUUUUUAUGAGCGAUGAUGUUUGCCGCUUGGGAGUUUGUCGUCCUUAUGAUUGCGAGUGGUGGAGAGUCUUCGUUUAUGAGAUGGGGUGUGCCUCGCGUAUGUUAUGGUUUAAUUUUCCUGUUUUGGUGUUUGCGAUUGUGAUACAUAAUUAUUUGCUACAUUCUUGCAACUCAAUCGCCAACACCAAAACGUGACGUGUGAUAAUGUUUGGGCUAACUGUUCUAAACGUAGCGUCGUCUCGUUCAUGUUCGGUUGCAUACUUGUUUGUCAUGUCGAUGCACUCGUCGUGGUUUGACAAAUGAUUUUUCUACCUGACAGUAUUGUGAACUUCGUCGCCGGGCAACAUUAUCGCCUCAUUCCGCAUGAUUUGGAAGAGGUGUUGUUAGUUGCCGUCAUAAAUGUAAUAGUGCUUUCGAGGUGAAUAAGUUUAAUAGUGCUGUGAAAGUGAAAAGUGCUGGUGCGUAUUCCGUCCCGCUUUACACAAUGCAAAUGCGCAUGCGUCACUUUUCUCCUUCAAGUCCUGUGUUUUACGCCAAAGUCGUCGAAGUUUAUUUCGUCAUCACAGUGUAUGCCUGGCUCAUUUCGCUAACAUUGGCGAAGGUAGUCAAUCUUGCUCACAGAUGUUCGGCUGUUCCAUUGGGGUGUGGGGGAACCGAUGCAGGAUUCGUUCGUCUGCUAGACAGUAUGGUGCCAGUUGUCGAGGUUUGUGGAUCGAGAGAUGGUAAAAAAGAAGUGCAAGUGGCAACAAGAGCAUCACACCACCAGGAUGUCUUGUUAUCUGCAUGGAAUAUGGAAGAACACCAUUAC